AUGUCUUCCGCAGCCAACGCCACCCCGGAGAUCACCACCUCCUCCGAGAGCAGCGCGCCCGCCACUGCUCUCAUCACCGUCACCAUGGUCACCAACCCCUCCACCCUCGAGCGUCUCCCCCAGGAGAUCCUCCUCAAGAUCAACAAGCUCCUCAUCUUCCGCGGCGCCUCCCGCCUCGCCCGCACCUCCAAGUAUCUCCACCGUAUCCUCAACGGGGAGAUCUACAAGCUCGCCGGCAAGCACGACAACUGGUACCCGCUCUUCGUCGCCGCAGCCACCGGCAACAUCGCCACGCUUGAGAAAUGCUUCGAGAACGGCGCCGUGGUCGACACCCACUGGCCCAUGUUCUCGUCCCUGGAGUUUGGUCACGGCCAGCGUCUCUACCUCUCCCUCGGAUGGCGUCCUCUCCGCCAGGCCAUCUCUUCUCGACAGACCGUCGCUGUUGACUGGCUCCUCGAGCAUGGCGCUGAUCCUGACGAGACCCUCAUGGAGGCGGUCUUGAUGCAUCGUCGCGAGGCGCCCCUUGGCUAUGCCUAUCGUUGUGGAUUCGGGCCGGUCCAGAAUUGGAUCACCUGCCGCUCUAUUCUCUUUGCUCUCCUCGAGGCUGGAGGUGACCUCAAUGAGGUUGAGGAGCGUGCGGCUGAUGAGAUUGAGGCUAUGUACGACUACCGCUGGUACAUCUCCCAUUACUGGCAGAUGUAA
Messenger RNA from Fusarium tjaetaba, 702 nucleotides. RefSeq lists its product as uncharacterized. The record is from RefSeq and is a predicted model, not a curated record. The coding region runs from base 1 to 702 and encodes 233 amino acids. The transcript has a single exon. Gene Ontology annotation, molecular function: protein binding. Lineage: Eukaryota; Fungi; Ascomycota; Sordariomycetes; Hypocreales; Nectriaceae.